This is a messenger RNA of Babesia bovis T2Bo, 3424 nucleotides long. RefSeq lists its product as uncharacterized. The record is from RefSeq and is a predicted model, not a curated record. Bases 61 to 3384 code for a protein of 1107 amino acids. NCBI's taxonomy places the organism in Eukaryota, Apicomplexa, Aconoidasida, Piroplasmida, Babesiidae. The transcript has a single exon.
CCCUUAGGUCACACAUUAUCCAACAAUACACUUGUGUACACAUUGUAUAGUUAGGUCAUAAUGUUUGACAAGGAUGGUACCGAUCAUUUUGGCAGUGCUGUCGAUAACCUGUUGAUGGAGGUUGAUCUUGAGAACCGUGGUUGCCAGCUAGUGUCACCAACUCGCAGUAUAUCCUCUGACAAUGACCAACUCAGUGUCUUGAGCAAGUUACGCACACUGCUGGAGGGCCAGAGCAGCUCGCCGAAGACCCCUGGUGUUAUAUCCAAAAGUCCUCGCCAUGAAGGUAGCAGGGAGUUUGUUACACCUGAACUAUCAGGUACGCUGUCACACCGACUGUACAGCAGGGAUCUCGACCGCAACUCACCCGCCGCAUCCCAAAUGUCAGACAGCUCUGUGAAAUCCUCUGCCUUAAAAAAGAGUGAGCGUAAUAACGUCCUCCGGCAUGCCGAGGCAGUCAUUGAAUACCAGCGUGACAGGAUAAAUGCCCUGGAGGCAGCUGUUGCUAAAUUCAACACUGCCUUGACCCAGACCACUGACAUGUACAAGCAGGAGCUGCAGCGUCAGGUUGACGAUAACUUGAACUUGCGCCAGGAGAUGCAGAAGGUGGUAACCGAGUUUGAAGUGCUGUCCAAACGAUACGAAAUGGACAUGGCAGAAUCUGAGUCGCUUAAGAAACAGGUCAACUUUCUAUCGCACGACCUUUCAAAGCGCGAGUUGGAGUUAUCCGAGGCGCAGGAGAAGCUAACCCAGCUUCCUAUAGACAACAGCGAUUUACGUGAGAAGAACCGGGUACUAUCAAAUGAAAUUGACCGUUUAAACCGUGAAAUCAGUGGCUUGAGUCUAUUGGAUUCCAAGAUAAAUACUAGGAACUCCAGUGGAGAGGUGGCUGCUACCACUCAAUCCUGUGCAGCGCAGCACGAGCGUCUAAAGGCCAGUAGCAAGUGCAUCGCCCAGCUGGAGAACGACCUGCAGUCAUACAAGCGAUUGACGGAAUCCCAAAGCAUGGAUAUCAAGCGGUUGAACCACCAACUGGAGAAGUUGCGUGGCAGUAGCAAGCCUAACGACUACAUGGUAUUGGCCCAAAAGCAAAUGUUGCAAAUCAGGUCGAUAUUCAUGCAGCUUGCUAAGCAAGCUAAGGAGCCGAAGCCCAUUAGCAGGCAGCCUAGCAUGGAGGAAUCUAUUGAAAACAGAUCGUUGUACGCUGCCUAUGGCAUGAGGUCAUCCACUGAGUUGCGUGAGAUGUAUGAGAAGAUCAUGGAUAUGAUGAAUCGGAGUUCCUUCGGUAAAUCGCGCUGUACCGACUGCUUCAGUCUAUCCGUGGUUUACUCAUGUAACGACAUGGAAAAUGAGAUGCAGGUUGAUAUUGACGAGUCCAUGUUAACCCUACGUCGCGAUGACCAGGAUUCAAGCUCAACGGAGGUCAUCAAGAUACCACUGCGAUCUGUUGUUGGCGUCAAGAAAGCAGACGAUUUGAAUGAAUUCUGUAUCCACACAAACGAUAUGAGCAUCCAUGUACUACGCGCGCCGAACCGUGAUAUAUUCAAUCGUCUGCACUAUGCCCUGCAGUAUGCCGGAUUCGUUACUGAGCACACCAGGUUUUCCAUAUUUUCGCAGGCUGACCUAAGUUGGGUGCCUCCAGAUUUCAGUUGGCCCAAUGAUAUCGCAGCGGUGUCAGUUACUGAGUCCAGUCUAUCAGCAGACUGCCCUAGUGACCUCGAGGGAGUACGCCGUUACAUCUCUGAUGUCCACGUGAUCACCGAUCCCAUGGAGCGGCUCUGCUUACUGGAUCACAGUACUGGUUCCAUUAUCAUGCUGGGACCGCAACUGUCGUCGGUACCCUUGGUGAUGCCAUCUAUGUCCACAUUUGCCAUGCGUGUAUGUGACGCCACGCACAAGGAUUGCAACUUCGUGGAGCACGUAGUGGCCCCAACGGCCACGUUGUUUAAUGGAGGCCCUACUAACUUCUACUUCGUGCCCGCGCAGCACAUAUUCGCAUUCAUCCCCGAUAACCGCAGGGUUAUAUUCGUGAAGGGCAUAGACUCGAGCAAUGAAAAGCGGCUCUUGAGGAUAGUGCAGAAUACAAAGUACAGGGAAUUCUCAGUUGCAGCGACUGCACCUGAGCAUCAUGAUUCCAUGGCAUCGUCUAUCGGGGCUCCGCAAGCUGAAGUAGCACCUGAAGGUGAUGCAGGUCCAAGUGAAUUGAUGCCUGCGGCAUCCCAAGAUCGUACUCGCAGCAAGGGUUAUGAAUUCGUGGAUACAAAGCUAGUCCUCUACAAUGGCCAGGACGACGAGAUCAUUAUCGACAAUAAACUGGGUUACUACCGUGUUAACAAGGAAACUAACGACGUCUCGCUUUCGUCUGGGUCAGAGGAAUUCUGUCUACUUAACUUCAGCACCGUUGAAGCACUGCAGAACUUCAUCAACGAGUUGGAGUCACGUGGGUUCAAGCAACAGGAGAAGGAGGAGGUGCACUUUGAGGUAUGCGUGGUCUCCAAGGACCGCAUACAGCUCUUUGUGGAUACCACUAAGCCGCCGAUAGUUACCUACCUCCGGCAGGAUACUACCGUAACAAUCCAGGAGGACAAGCGGUUUAUCAUCCUGGAACAUACCAAGGAUAAAUCCAUACGAAUGGAACUGGAUUGCACCAAGCCCAAGGAGUUCCGUAAUUGGAAGUUUGCCCUCGGUUUCGCCGGAUUCAUCAAGGGGCCGGCGAAACCCAAGAAUGCCGAUAUGAUGAAGCAGUAUAUAUUCGCAGUGAAGUUGCAGAAGAACGACUCCAAGGAACGCCGGUCGUUCCAGGUAUUACCAGAUUCCAUAUUACUCUAUGCCAACCCUACACAGGCUAAUCCGCUGUUGACAAUGAAGCGUAGUGAAAUUCAUGUCGAGUUAACUGAGGUACACCGGCGCUUGCGGGUAUAUGUUAACCGCAACUGCAAGACCGAGGAGCGAUUUGAUUUCAUUAUAACCAUGAUGUCGGAUUACGAAUUGGUGAAACAGGGUCUACAUAAACAUGGGUAUAUAAAGGAUGUAUCAAAGGAAAAGAAUAAAGUCAUCCAGUUACCGUUCGUCUAUGCCAAGGCGGGUCUGAUAGCUGUAUUCAGGUCUAAAUUCGAUAAGGAGCCGCAAUUGGAGCUGGAGCGGUUGAAUUAUACCGCGGAAGUAUCUAAUAUGUGUAUUAAAUUCAUAUCUAAAAUGGACAUCAAGAAAGUGAUAAAGAUAGAUUUCAAGAAGGAAUUCAAUUUCAAACGUUGGAUCAUGGCACUGAAAGUAGCUGGAUACCUGCCACUAACCUCAGAGGUUGUACCAGUGCUAUACAUGCCAACUAUUAUGUAUGGCCACGUUUGCCCGGAGAUACCGAUGUUACUAAAGGGCCAUUUGAAAUGAAAAGUCCCUAUAAUUAACAUUGAAUGUGUUGUAUUACUAU